Messenger RNA from Pteropus alecto (black flying fox), 2102 nucleotides. RefSeq names its product IGF like family receptor 1 (gene IGFLR1). Bases 582 to 1568 code for a protein of 328 amino acids. Lineage: Eukaryota; Metazoa; Chordata; Mammalia; Chiroptera; Pteropodidae. The transcript has 4 exons. The record is from RefSeq and is a predicted model, not a curated record.
UAGGACUGGUGGGGUGGGGGUGCCUUUGUGCUGGAAACUUCAGCACAUCCAUCUGAGGCUUCUCAAGGGGACGACACCUGAUUGUGGCAAGUUGGAGGAUACCCAGCCUGGAGAAGACUGGGAUUAAGAGCUAAGGUAAGGUCACUUGGAAUUGAGUGGGUGUCUCCAGUGGGCAAGGGGUAUGUCCUCCAUCCCUACCUCCCUGAGAUGGGAGUCAGUAGGACCUAAUACUUAAACUUUAUGCCAGGUGCUCUCCUAAGAGCUUUACUUCUAGUCAUGGUUUUAAUUCUCCACAAUAACCCUCUAAGACAGGUGGAUUACCAUCCUGUUUUAUGGAUGGAACAUGGAGGGGGGUGAGAUAUGAAUCCAUGCAGUCUGGCUUUAGCCAUCUUGAAGUCUUGUGGCCUCCGAUAAUGAAUGGGCCAGGAGCUGGGCUGGCGGCUGGGGGUAGAUUCCCGGCUUCCUAGCGGUUUGGCGAUAUUAUACCCCCACAUCCACUGCUUUCUUCUUCUGCCCUGGCUUCUUGGGAAGUGGCAAAAGCGCUGUGGUCGGAAGUCCUGCGGUCACGGGCCCCCUCCCAGAUGGGGCUCCAGUGCCUCCUCUCUGCGGCGCUGCUCCUGGCCCAGGUGGAGCCGCGGGAAGCCUCCCAGUCCUGUGGCCGCCUCGAGUACUGGAACCCUGACAACCAGUGCUGCGGUAGCUGCCUGCAGCGCUUCGGACCGCCCUCUUGCCCGGACUUCGAGUUUUCGGAAAACUGCGGGCUCAAUGACUUUGGCCAUCACGUAACGCACCCCUUCAAGAAGUGUCCUCCUGGGCAGUGCAACCCUAACAGUGAGGAGCUAUGUAGCCCCUGUGGCGGUGGAGCCAGGGCCCCCACUUCUGCGGGAACCGGACAGCGCUGCCUACAGAAACGGGUCCCUCCCAAGGAGCCCUGCCUUUUGAAGCCUGAAACACCGAGCAUCCCAACCUCCCAGGAGCCCAGCUCACUAGCAAUUUCCAGUCCAUUGCACACCGUCGUGCGGCAGGCUUUGCUGCCUUAUGCCAUGCCCCUGGUGCUGGUUCUGCUUGUGACCUCAGCAGUGAUCCUGCUCUCCCUGCAAAGGCUCUGCAACUGCAGCCGUUGGAAAGCUGUCCACCUUUAUCCUGGCUUGACUUGCGCUGAUUCUAACACCCACACCCUUUUCUUGAACUCUCCAGGCUCCCUGGAUGCAUCAGAGGCAGAGCUACCAAAUCUGGCAUCACAGCCCCUGUCUCGACUCCUGGAUGAGCUGGAGGUGUUGGAGGAACUGAUUGUGCUGCUGGACCCUGAGCCUGGGCCAGGUGGGAUGGUGGCCUGUGGUACCACUCGACACCUGGCUGCAAGAUAUGGACUGCCUGCUGCCUGGUCCACCUAUGCCUACUCACUGCGACCCAAUCGCUCACCUCUGCGAGCCCUGAUCGAGAUGGUGGUAGCAAGGGAACCCUCUGCCUCUCUGGGCCAGCUUGGCAUACACUUAGCCCAGCUAGGGCGGGCAGAUGCACUGCAGGUGCUGUCCAAGCUUGGCCCAUCUGGGGCCUGCCUGGUCUAGUACUCAAUAAUUAAGUUUUCCUUGAAAUAGGUGCCUGUUGUGUCUCGGCCUCUUUAAGGGGCUCUCUGGAAAUACUGGGCCAAGACCCAACAGACACCUUCAUCCCCCCUUCUGGAAAAUGGCCCAUUCCAUCAAACACGUAAGACUAGAUCUUGGAGAGCUGACCUCAGGCUAUGCCUCUGGGCAACCAGGGUUUCCUCUUGAGAAAUACUCGUGCCAUCCCUGUGAGAGCUGAUCCACAAGGACCCACCCAGCGGGGGGGUCUAACUUAGACUAUGUAGAACACUUAUUGCUCUGAAGCCUUAAAAGACUUCACAAUUUACUUCUAAUUCUGAAUGAUGGCCUCUUACCUACCUGUUGAGGCUGAUGGGCUUUCUUCGCUCAGGAUGGGUGUGGGGCACAGUGAACAGAAGCUCCUACCUGGCCCCAGCACCAUACAAACUGGAAAAUCACCUCUCCAAACAUUGACAGACUUUAUUGUGGGGGGUUCCCACUUAGGAUCCCACCCUCUUAAAUAAAAAAGUGCAUAGAAAA